AUGGAGCAACUUGCCCCCGCGUAUUUCGGAGAACUGGAGUGGGGCAGUGAUGCUGUUCGCGAACAGGAUGUGCUGACGGCUCUGGGACUGACGCAAGACGACCUGUUGCCGGGUGGAAAUCCCGUUGUUGUCGAUACCGGGAACCGUUUCCUGCUGGUCGGUGUGAAAGACCCGCACGUGCUGGAACGGAUUGCCGAGGACCAGGACCUGAUCGAGGCCAUCAGCGAAGAUCUCGAUCUGAUCGGCUUUUAUCCCUUUGCGUUGCCGGGGGAGGGAGAGAUCACCGCAACAACGAGGAUGUUCGCACCGCGCUACGGCAUUCGCGAGGAAGCUGCCACGGGUAUGGCGGCAGGACCGCUCGCCUGUUUGCUUCAUGACCGGUUCGGGGUCAGCGCGUCUUGCAUCCUGAUCGAGCAAGGCAGGUACAUGACACCGGCUUCUGUCAGUCUGCUGGAUGUUCGGCUUUCCUUCCAAAAAGGUGCGAUUUCCGGCCUGAUGGCUGGCGGUUACGGCAAGGUCGUGCGGGAGCAGACAGUCAGCUACUGA
Molecule: messenger RNA, 546 nt
Organism: Effrenium voratum
Lineage: Eukaryota; Dinophyceae; Suessiales; Symbiodiniaceae
Source: the annotation of a GenBank genome assembly